CAUCAGUUUCCGACCAUUUUGCAACGCGAUAACAUAUCGUAAAGGAAAACACCCAAACUUUCACAGUGCAAAAAUUAUCAUUUUUUCUGUGUGACUCUCUGAUGUUUGACUCUGUGCUGUUUUUUCAGUAGUUUUCUUGAAUAAUAAAAUCAGUGGAUUUUUAAAACUUGUAUUUUUCCGUUGAGUGUGGUGCUUACAAGAAAAAUCGGCCAAAAUGAUUCCGAUGUCGAGAACUUUAGAGUCAUCACCAAAUGCAUUGAUCAACAAAAAAGUGUUGGAUCGUUAUUUGACUUUGGAAUUGCCAGAGAAUAAAAUUCAAGCCACUUACAUCUGGAUCGACGGCACUGACCAAAACAUUCGUUGCAAGGACCGUACUCUUGACUUCGUUCCAAAAUCUGUGAAAGAGCUUCCAAUUUGGAACUAUGACGGUAGUUCAACGUACCAGGCAGAUGGUGCCAACUCUGAUUUGUACUUGCACCCAGUUGCCAUUUACAGAGAUCCAUUCCGUCGAGGCAAACACAUUUUGGUAUUGUGCGAAACUUACUCAUAUGAUGGCACUCCAACCGCCACCAAUCAUCGCAAAGAAUGCGCCGAAGUAGCAGCUAAAUGUGCCGAUGAAGAACCAUGGUUCGGCAUUGAACAAGAAUACACUUUGUUAGACAUUGAUGGUCAACCAUUGGGAUGGCCAAAGAACGGUUUUCCAGGACCACAAGGACCAUACUACUGUGGUGUUGGUGCCGAUAAAGUAUACGGUCGCGACGUUGUUGAAGCUCAUUAUCGUGCCUGUUUGUUUGCUGGCGUCAAAAUUUGCGGUACUAAUGCCGAAGUCAUGCCAGCUCAAUGGGAAUUCCAAGUUGGACCAUGCGUUGGCGUCUCAGUCGGUGAUGACUUGUGGGUCGCCCGUUUCUUGUUGCACAGAAUUUCAGAAGAGUUUGGCAUUGUUGCCACUUUGGAUCCAAAACCAAUGACCGGUGACUGGAACGGUGCUGGUGCUCAUUGCAACGUUUCAACCAAAGCAAUGCGUGAAAAAGGCGGAAUCACAGCAAUCAAUCAAGCUGUUGAGAAAUUGUCGAAAUGCCACGAGAAACACAUCAAAGCCUACGAUCCAAAUGGAGGAAAAGACAACGAACGUCGUUUGACUGGCAGACAUGAAACCAGUUCAAUUCAUGACUUCAGUGCCGGUGUUGCUCACCGUGGUGCUUCAAUUCGCAUUCCAAGAGGUGUAGCUGAUGCUGGCUGCGGUUACUUCGAAGAUAGACGUCCAUCGUCAAACUGUGAUCCAUACUCUGUUGUCAGCACAAUCCUCUCAACCAUUUCCUUAAAUAAGUAAACAACAAACGGGAUACAAUAAUACACAAUGUGUAUUACACAUUUUAAUUUAGGAUUUACACAGCACAAUAAUCAGCUUCAUAUUAGAAAAAAAAAACACAACAACAACAAUCCAAUCAACUAACACGAUGAUAACUACAAACCAAACAAAUGAAAAGAAGAAGAAAAAACGUUAAAACGUAUGUGAAGAAAUGAAGGAACGAGAAUGUUAUUAAUAUUAUGGAAGAGUUUAUAUAUAUUUGAUUGAUUGUACAAAAAUAAAAUUCAAUGUUAAUUGUUGAAAAAUUUAAACAAAA
Sitodiplosis mosellana (orange wheat blossom midge) is the source of this 1625-nucleotide messenger RNA. It is a transcript of the gene Gs2, whose product is annotated as glutamine synthetase 2 cytoplasmic. NCBI's taxonomy places the organism in Eukaryota, Metazoa, Arthropoda, Insecta, Diptera, Cecidomyiidae. The record is from RefSeq and is a predicted model, not a curated record. The coding region runs from base 215 to 1330 and encodes 371 amino acids. Gene Ontology annotation, cellular component: cytoplasm. Gene Ontology annotation, molecular function: glutamine synthetase activity. The transcript has 6 exons.